Girardinichthys multiradiatus is the source of this 2848-nucleotide messenger RNA. It is a transcript of the gene aggf1, whose product is annotated as angiogenic factor with G patch and FHA domains 1. Lineage: Eukaryota; Metazoa; Chordata; Actinopteri; Cyprinodontiformes; Goodeidae. Bases 169 to 2397 code for a protein of 742 amino acids. The transcript has 16 exons. Gene Ontology annotation, molecular function: protein binding; nucleic acid binding. The record is from RefSeq and is a predicted model, not a curated record. Gene Ontology annotation, biological process: vasculogenesis.
CACCGUUCUUUGUGAUUGGCGCCAGACGUUGAAGAGGAAUCACUUCCGCCGUUAGUAAAUGGCGGUUGCGAGCACGGUGGACUGUAAACAUUUCAGCUGCCACAACUGUCGUCGUGUUGAGGAGAAAGUCGCCUCCCGGUCGCAGAAAACAAAGCAAACGGUUUCCAAAUGGAGGAGGAAGAAGGAAGAGGAGAGGAAGACUCGGAGUGUGAGGUGGCUGAGCUCCGGCUGAGAGUGGAAUCACUGAAACAGGAGCUGAAGGAGUGCCGAGCCGAGCUGACUAAGUUAGAGAAGCAGCUUAGCCACUCUGAGAGGAUGCAGAAGAGCACCGAGAGCUACAACGAAGACCUGAGGAAGCAGGUUGACCAGCUCAGCGCAGAGAUUCAUGAGCGAAAGAAGAAAGAGAAAGACAGGGUAGAGUGCGAAACUCAGACAGAAGAAUAUGUGUGGACAGAAUCUGAUUACUACAAUUACUAUUAUGGAAGCUACUGUCAGAAUGUCGAGGGGGCAGAUUCCCAGGAAAGUCUGGACACGGCGACGGCAGCAGCCGGGGAUGUGAUUGAGGAUAGUACGGCAGCCGAGGCAUUGAAAGCAAUUGAAACAACGGCCCCAGAUGUGUCCGCCUCAGCAGAAAGCAGCGAUGUAGCUGCAACAGUGGGAGGUGAUGCGAGCUCCAUAGCUGACAUGCUGAGGGCCACAGCUGAAGAAGCCAUGACACAGACUGGCUUUGUCUUUGAUGAGACAUCUGGGAUGUAUUAUGAUCACAGCACGGGCUUCUACUAUGACUCGGUCAGUCAGUUGUACUACGAUGCCAACACGGGCAUAUACUACUACUACGAUGCAGAAAGCGGACGGUAUCAGUUUCAUUCCAGGAUUGAGGUGCCUGCCGUGCAGAGCUCUGCCGAGCCUUUCCAAGAGACCCAUGUUCCUGACAAGAAAUGGAGGAAGGUCCAAAAGGGAGUCAAGAAGGCGUCACAACAGGAUGAGGGGGAACACAAACUGGAUGAGGCAAAGCUGGAAACGGAAGAAACUGAUCGGCCCGAAUCCCGAAAACUGCACCAAAGGUCUUGUAGCCCAGACUUGGCUAAGGGUAGAAGAGACUCUUCAAAACAUGGGAAAGAAAGAGACAAAUCGCCAUCAAGGAGAAGAAGGCUGAAAAAUGGCUCGCACUACGAGGAUAAGGGCAGUUCCCGAAAGAAGCGGAAGAAAUCUAAGUCAGAAAAGAAGAAGAAGAAGAGGAAGAAAAGGAGCCUGGCUCGGAGCGAUGAGUCUGAGGGCAACAGUGAACCAGAGGAGGGCGAGAUCACAGAGUCUGAGAGAGAAGAUUUGGUAUCCACUUCAUCACCUUCAUCAUGUUCCAGCCCCAAACAUUCCAGGGAAAGUCCUGAGUCAGAAAUGGAAGUGCACAGCCAAGAAGUUAAUAACUUUUGGCCUCCCUGCGUUCGAGUGACUGUGGUCAGGUCUCCGGUGCUGCAGGUGGGAACGCUGUUCAUCAUCACAGCCGAUUCUUCAGCUACAUUCGGCAGAGAAAAGGACAUGAACCAUGCAGUUCGAAUAGCAGAAAUGGGUGUCAGCAAGUUCCAUGCAGAGGUGUAUUUUGACCAGGAACAGCAGAGCUACAUGCUGGUGGACCAGGGAAGCCAGAAUGGGACGGUCAUCAACGGAAACCGUAUAUUGCAGCCCAAAACCAAGUCAGAGCCUCAUGCACUCAUGCAUGGUGAUGAAGUUAAGAUGGGAGAGACUGUGCUGUCCUUCCACAUCCACUCAGGUACCGAUACCUGUGACGGCUGUGAACCCGGGCAAGUGAUGGCUCACAUCAGCAAGCACCGGAGGGAGGAGAGCACCGAAGGUCCUGGUCUCAGCAAAGAAGAUAAAGAAUCCCUGAGACAGAAAGAGCUGAAGCAAAUGAAGGCCAAAUAUGGCCUGCAAAGCAGCGAGCAUGAGGAGACCAAAGCCCUAAAGAACCCGAAAUAUAAGGACAGAGCAGAGUCUCGCCGCCAGACGGUGGGCAGUGAAGGCGUUUUCCAGCGAGAUGACGCACCAGCUUCUGUACAUGAGGAGAUCAGUGAGGUCAACAAGGGCCGGAAGAUGCUGGAAAAAAUGGGCUGGAAAAAAGGAGAGGGGCUAGGAAAAGAGGGAAGGGGAAUGAUUGAUCCGAUCGAGCUGAAAAUCCGGAAGUCCCAGUCAGGUCUGGGAGCGGGUGGCUUCAUGUCCGCGGACGACAUUUCUGCAAUCAGAUCCAAGUCCCAUAAGAACUGGGAGAAAGCUCGCGAGCGCUUCGCCGACUCCUGUCAUCCCGACCUGCCAACAACCAAAACCCAGAAGAGUAAAGCCUGGGUCCGAUCAGAGGAGGCGGAGGACUCACAAACCAGUUUGGAAACAGGCAGCCAGGGUUAGGAGUGACUUACACCUGAACUCACUGUUGGUUUAAUGUGGAGGAGAGGAGGGAAUGUCCUCACUUCCUAAGGAAAAUAUGAUUGUGUUAAAGCUUGAGAAACUCCUGGUACCAACUGACCGUUUUGUUAACAGUAACACCGAACAUUGUUUAUAUGUUUGCUUUCUUCCUGUAAGUAUAAAAGAGUUGUAGUCUGAGUGCUGUGCAUCAGCCCACUUUCUAAAACUUGUCCCACUUUUCUUCUCUGCAUGGAAACCGUUCAAACUAAGAACCGCGGCUCAAGCUGAGCUGCAGGACACAAGCCUCCUCAGGCAAAUAUUGACAUGUCAAGUUAUAGUUCUCAGAGUGAGAUCAUACUGUAACAAGACAGCCAUGAGUCUAUUCUAACGAAAAGCAACGAUUCAUGUUGAACAUUUGAUGAACUUAAAAACAAACAUGACUCAUUUAACAGUU